AGCACAGCAGACAUCACACUGGAGCUCAUUUAAACCCGGGAUGUAUAAUUUACUGUAAAGUUUUCUCUUCUUUUUUUGAAUUCACAGCACAAGGACUUCUUUCAUACGUUUUUCUGCGUCAUGUAUUUUUAUGUCGUCUGACUUUUUCCGUGUUUUUAUGUUUAUCUGAGGGGGAUUAACAGACCCACCAUGGCCUCUCCUACAUAAAUCAACACCUUUUUCCCCUAUAACUGCAGGCUUCUCUCUGUUUACCUAUAUCAAGGGAUGGGAGGAUCUCACUGGGUCUUGCAGAAGGCUGUAAGUAGAUUUUGUGGAAGCGGGCAUGGGCCAGUGUUGUGCUCCGUGCACAGAUGGGUGUUGUGGAGGUAAAAGCAGCCUGGGAUGAAGUGAGCAGCUCAGGUUUUUCUGUUUGCAGGCUGUGCGUCAUGGGCUGAGCUCCUGCGAUGACUCUUUUCUCCUGGAAGCUGUUUUGAAUUAUCCGAGGAUGGACGACGGAGACGGAUAAAGACUCCUAGGACAGACUCGAGUUAAAAUAUCUUCACCUUUUCAUGCGGAAACUGCGCGCGCACUGGCACGGAGGCGCACCGGAGCUUUGGAGCGCACCAGACUGGAGCUGGAGCGUCAGAUUUCCAGUCUCUCAAUCUGAGGUUUUUACAGUGGAGUUUGGUUGUUAGGUGGUGAUAUUAAGUUUAUAGAUAGUUCUCUCCAAGAAGUGGAUUUAUGAAGACAUUUCCCUUUAGAUUUAUUAAAUUCAAUGAGUCUAAAUAAUACACGACCAUGCGUCUUUGUGUGCCUAGAGUUAAAAUAGACGGUCGCGUGAUUGAACAUUGUUGCAGAAUGACUUCAGCAAAAUAAAUGAUGUGGUUUUAGUUGUUUUGACCAGGACACACUGUUAGAGUUGGAUAUUUGGUUUGGGGUUCAUUGGUUUAACCCUCAGGUUUAAAUGUUAAAUCCUUUUACGCACGCUUCUAUUCGUGUUUGGCUUUGAGGCUCCGCUCAGUUUCCCUCCACCCCAGUCACCCUCGUCUCCUCCGCCCGCUCACCGGACCAUGUGGCUCCCGCGCCUCGCUCUGCUGCUGCUGCUCCGGUUCUCCGGUGUGUCGCCGGUGGACGGACUCAACACGUGUCAGACCAUCAACCUGGACGCGCAGAAGUCGCGGCGCAUCGAGGCCGUGCGCGGACAGAUCCUCAGCAAGCUCCGCAUCCGCAGCCCUCCGGACGAGGACGAGCAGCCGCCGCCGCGCCCGGUGCCACCGGAGGUCAUGCUGCUGUACAACAGCACGCGGGAGCUGCUCAAGGAGCGCGCGCGCCUGGCCGAGUCCGCGUGCGAGCGCGAGAGCAGCGAGGAGGAUUAUUACGCCAAAGAGGUUCAGAGGAUCGACAUGUCUCCACAUAUUACUGACACAAACGCAGUGCAGCCAGUAGCACCCAGCCCCCACCACAGAGUCGUCCACUUCGAUGUCAGUGGAGUCGACCUGACCAACAGCACCCUGGUUAUGGCUGAGUUCAGGAUCUUCAGAGCUCCCAACCCGCAGGCCCGGGCCUCAGAGCAGAGAGUGGAGAUUUAUCAGCUGCUGAAGCCAGACGAGGAGAGCACCUCCACUCAACGUUACAUCGACUCCCGCACCGUUCAGCCGAGGGCAAAGGGAUCCUGGAUCUCUGUGGACGUCACAGAGACCGUUAAGGACUGGUUGUCAGAUUCAGAGAACAAUCUUGGCCUGAAGCUGGGCGUCCAUUGUCCCUGCUGCACCUUCGUCCCAUCCACCAACAACAUCGUUCCCAACAAGAGUGAGGAGCUGGAGGCCCUGUUUGCAGGUGUUGACGACGAGCAGCUUCGUCAGUUCAGAAAACCCGGUCAGGUCAAAGGUCAGGCGGAUUUCAGCUCCAAGACGCCACACCUCAUCCUCACCCUGCUGCCCAGCGACAGAGUCGACAACCCGACCAAGAAGAACCGCAAGAAGAGGGCGGCUGCCACAGACACCACAACCUGCUCCCGUGGCUCAGACCAGGGCUGCUGUUUGCGCUCGCUCUACAUCGACUUCAGGCGUGACCUGAACUGGAAGUGGAUCCAUGAGCCCAAAGGUUACAAAGCGAACUUCUGUGCCGGAAACUGUCCUUAUCUUUGGAGUGCCAACAACCACUACAACAUGAUCCUGCCCCUGUACAACAAGCUGAACCCUGAGGCCUCCGCCUCGCCCUGCUGCGUCCCUCAGGACCUGGAGCCGCUCACCAUCAUGUACUUCAUCGGCCGCACACCUCGUGUUGAGCAACUCUCCAACAUGGUCGUCAAGUCCUGCAAGUGCCGCUGAGGGAGGAGAGUUCAAAAAUAGAGGUCGGGGGGGGGGGCAGAGAGUAUAGGAAUGAUUACUGGACAAAACUAAACAAACUGCUUCGCUCGGGGGGAGAAUAACAGACGAGGACAGACGGAUGGAUCCUGUGUUCAUUAAUCUAGUUUGAUCGAUUUUAGACUCUUCCGCUGUUGUUUUUUUUUUUUUUUUUUCCAAAUAUCAGGAUUUUUUUCUCCUUUUCUUUUCAAGCUUGAGAAAGUAUCAGAUGAUUUUUCUUGAUUUUCAGGAACUUUCCAUCUGAUAUAGGACACUGUAAAUAUGACACAUAGCUGCAUUAAACCUGUAUUUGGACAUCAAAAACAGGCUGUGUGUGAUUUGGCCACAUUUGCUGCUGCAUAAGAAGGAUUCUUUUCAUCAGGAUUUUGAUUCCACCUCGGUUGUGUUGCUGCGGCCGUGGGCAGCCAGACGUGUGCUUAUUUGCUUUAGGUUUCAAGGUGUUGAUUGGGAGGAGGCGUCGUGGAAAGGUUUUGCAGACGGAGAUCUUUAGGAGCGAGGGAGGCAGGCAUCAGAUAGAAAAGAGAGAGAGGAGCUGUGUCCAGGCAGAGGCCCUGCCAGCCCUUUGCGGUCCCGGGCUGAAAUCUGCCCGGCGUAAACAGGAUGUGAAAGGUUUCCAGACACCGAGCCGACCACUCACGGAACGCUACAUUUAAAUGCUCCCCUCAUCUUCUCUGUCUCUCACUCCCUCUCUCUCUCGCUGCUGCUCGAGGUUCUGGGAUUUGUGGUGGGAGGAGAGACAGAGAAAAGAGAGGCUUUGAAAAUGAGACGUGGGAUGAUAGGGCUGCAUUUGGAAUGGCUACAAGUUUGGAAGGUGGUAUUUUGCAGCCUUAGCAAAUUUGUAACUGUUUGGGUCAGGCUCAAAAAUUCUGUAAUCACACACUUUGCUCAUUUUCUGAAUGUAUGUUUAUUAUCUUAUUGUAAAAAGCUGUUGACUCGUCACUCCUUUGCUAUAAUUAUAAUCUGUCAUACCUAUGUUUAUCAUCAGUCUCACUGAUACACACACACACACACACACACACACACACACACACACACCCAAGUAUCCACAUUAACCACUUUUGAUAGAAUGUCUAAAUGCUGAAAAUAAAAAACA
Molecule: messenger RNA, 3438 nt
Organism: Paralichthys olivaceus (Japanese flounder)
Lineage: Eukaryota; Metazoa; Chordata; Actinopteri; Pleuronectiformes; Paralichthyidae
Gene: tgfb5
Product: transforming growth factor, beta 5
Biological process (GO): transforming growth factor beta receptor signaling pathway; regulation of cell population proliferation
Cellular component (GO): extracellular region
Molecular function (GO): cytokine activity; growth factor activity; transforming growth factor beta receptor binding
Source: RefSeq, a predicted model, not a curated record